AGACACAAAAAUUCAUUCAAACAUGCUCCUGUCAAGUACACGUCAGUUUAUAAUUUUGAGAGCUCGCAAUUUAAAGUUAACAAAUCCACCUUAAAUCUUUUUGAAUUACACGCAAUGAUUUUAACAUAGUAACGGCUCAAAAUGAUCUUAAUUAAUGCCAUAAACCGCUUAUCAACACUUUACCUUUAUUUUUUCGCCAGUUUAUGCAUGUUGAGUUAUUCUGAAGAUGCACCGGCAAAUUUAAACGACUCAAUCAAUGGACAACAAAACUUCACGUUUAGUAAUAAUUUAAGUUUUAGUUCCGAUCAUAGUGCAAAUGGUGUUAGUGGAAGUGCCACGGAACCUAGUGCUGCUAUUGAAUCUAGUUUUGAAGACUUAAACAAUGAUAAAUUUAGUCAGACUAAAUUUAAUUUUGGUGAAGUUGCAUCACAGAAUUCAGGAAUAUCAAAUGAAUUUGUCGAUACGGGUCAACCAUCAGUUAUUCCCUUAUCAGAUGUUGCAUUAACCGAUUUACAAAAUAAAAUUGAAGUUUCAACCGAAACUAGUCAAAAUGCAACUCCAAAUCUCGUCUCGAACGUUGCCGCUUCAUCGGAUGUGGAAGAUGAACCGUCAAAAAAAAUUGAGUCUCAAAAUAUAACUGAAACGCAAACUAAUAAUAGAUCUGAAGAAAUUGUCGAAGAUAAAAUCGUUGUUUUAACGACGGAAACGCCUCAAAAUAUAACCGGUGCGAACGAAGAUAUCCCAUCGUUUUCAGAGUGGGCUCAAAAACAACUAGAAGAAGCUGAAAAGAAAAAAGAAGUUGUUAAUUCUUCCGUACAAAGUAAUGGAGUAAAUGGAAAAAAUACGGGGAAUGUUAAAGUUAGAUCAAAAAAUUAUGCUUCGUUAGAUUGUGGUGCGAAAAUCGUCGCUGCCAAUCCGGAAGCGGUUAGUCCAAGCGCCGUUUUAUCAUCAUCGAGGGAUGAAUAUAAAUUAAACGCUUGUCAAAAUCGGAUAUGGUUCGUCGUUGAAUUAUGCGAAGCUGUACAAGCAAAGAAAAUAGAUUUAGCAAAUUUCGAAUUAUUUUCAUCAUCACCAAAAGAUUUUAGCGUUUACGUAAGCGAUCGAUUUCCAAGUAGAGAUUGGAUGAACGUCGGACACUUCACGGCAAAAGAUGAAAGAGACGUCCAAAGUUUCGAUUUACAACCUCAAUUAUUUGGAAAAUUCGUUAAAGUUGAAUUACACUCACAUCACGGAUCAGAACAUUUUUGCCCCAUUUCGUUAUUUCGAGUUUAUGGAACAUCAGAAUUUGAAGUUUUAGAAAAAGAAAAUCAAGCUCACGUUAAUUCAGAUGACGACGAAGACGACGAAACCUUAGAUUCUGAUAAUGGGGAUCAACACAAAAACUUAUUUAGUUCAGCUACGGAUGCUGUGAUAUCUAUCGUAAAAAAAGCUGCUGAAGUUUUAGGUAACAAACAAAAUUCAUCAAAUUACACAGAUGAAGCGGAAAAAAAUUCACCUAAACUUGUACACAGUUGUACAACACCAAGUCAUUUAAUUGUUUGUGAUAAUUGUAGCGAAGUUUUAUUUGGCGAAGUAUUUGAAUUAAUAAGUUGUAAGGGAAAUUAUUUAUAUCAUUUAAUUCGGUGCGAUUGGAUCAAAAAUACGAUUUAUAACACUGAUAUUUGCGUUGAAUUUGGUUUGGAUUUUAAAUCAAAGCGAAAAAAUGAAUCAAAAAUUUUUAAUCGAUUUGUUUUUUCGAUGUUUUCGAAAGGAUAUAUAGCUGCGUUAUGUAAUACAGCCGCCGUUUUAGAGAAUAAAGUUGUUUUAAAUAUUAGUAAACAAUUUCCAAAUGUUACUAAAGAAGUUCCUAAAGAAUUAGAAAUUAACGAAAAGAAACCUAAUUUAAAUAAAACGGAGGAAAUUGUUCAACCAACGGAAAAGUUAACGACAGAAAAAAUACAAAUAACUUCCAUUCCAACCGACGUAAAUACAUCAACAUCACAAAUAAAACCAACAAAAACAUUAACACCUGAUAAUGAUAUAAUAACACAUUUAACACCGGAAGUUAAAGACGACAAAACGGUUCAACCAACAGAACAACCAACUAUAAAUACAGAAAAUAAAACUGUAAAUAUUGAGGAGAAGGAAAUUGAGUAUAAUUUAACAGAUAUUGAAAUAACAACGGAGAGUUCCGAAGAUAUUGACAUUUUAAACGAAUUAAAUAACUUAAAUAAUAAUAAUAAUAAUUUACCAACACCCAGUACGACUCCUCAAGCUAAAGAAUCGGUGUUUUUGCGACUUUCAAACCGAAUAAAAGCCCUAGAAAGAAAUAUGUCUUUAUCAAGUCAAUAUUUAGAAGAAUUAAGUCGAAGAUAUAAAAAGCAAGUCGAAGAAAUGCAAAGAUUAUUAGAUAAAACUUUAGUAAGUCUCAACGAAGAAAGUAAAAAGCGCGAUGAACACAACAAAAAAUUAGAAGAACAAAUCAGCGAGUUAUCAGCCAUGGUUUAUACAUUAGCUGAAGAAAAAAAUAAUUGGAUUCGAGCAACAUAUUGGAUCAUUAUUUUUCUUGUUCUUAUUUUUGGUAUUCUUACAUUUUGCCGAAGAGUUGAACCUAAACACGCCGGAAUUACGCCAAAUACUAAAAUACAGCGUCGUCAAUCCAUCGCUGUCGUAAACCAUACAAUUCCCCCCAAAAAAAUAAGACGACCCAGCGAGGAAGCUUUAAAAAUAAGCGGUUCUUAUAAAGAUUUAAUGCGUAACAACGAAGACGUUAAAAAGAAAGUUAAAGAUCGAAAACGAAAAAAGAAAAAACCGAUGAGUCGAUCAACGUCUUUUGAUGUGCUUCCCGAAGAAAACACCGACAACGAACAUGAAACCAGAAAUGUUAAUUCGGAUACAAACGUUUUUAAGCGAUUGGAUUCGGCUCCGGCUCAAAUUGUUAUUGAUAAUAACAUUUCGCUGCGAAGUGAAAUAGAGGAUGUUCCUAUCGUUUUGGAUGAGUGCGAAAAUAGUCCGUUGGAGGAUUUAUCGGCCCAACCAAAUGUUAUUCCCGAUUAUAUAAAAACAGCUGGUGAAAUACGAAUGAAACGACGAUCCACUAAUGAAUCAUUCGUAAAUGGUGAUACCGAACGGGAAGAAACGCGAGAAUCGAGUCCUUCAAGAUCAUCGGAUGCUGGUUGUGUUAAUGUAGUUUCGGGAGAUGUUAAAAAAAAUUCGUCGCCUAAAAAAGAUCGGAAAGGGACAAUAAAACGAAUUUUUAAGAAAGUGUUUUAAAAGACUUCAACCAAUUUUUUUCUUAAUUUAUUUAUUAAGUAGUUUAACAUCAUUCCUUAUUUUAAUAAUAACUUAUGACCCGUCAAGAAUCUUAAUUUUGUACAUUUAUUCUAGAUUAUAUUGUGAUUUUAGAAGAAGUGUAAAUAUUAUUUAUUGCGUACUAUUGGGUGAAUGGGUAUCGACGCUUUUCAGAGAUUAAAAAGAAAGAUGAAUAUUGUAAAUCUAUUUAUUGUUGUAAGAAAAAAACAAACUAUUAUUGCUACUACUACACUAUUUGAGCUAAUCUCCUUACAUUUAUUAUGAAAAUGUAUUCAUUACUGACUAACGAAGGAUAAACAGAAAAAAAUUAAAAUAAAAACAAUUUAAACUAUUAUUUUAGUCAAAGUACUAGUCAUUUAACUAGAGGUCGUUAACAUUCCUUUUUAUUGUUAAAGUAAUGAAUAUGUAUAAAAAUGCCAUAUAUUUAUUAUAGAGAAAAACGUAUUGUAGAAAUACUGUGUAUUAAACUGUUAAUCUAUA
This is a messenger RNA of Onthophagus taurus, 3771 nucleotides long. Its product is annotated as SUN domain-containing ossification factor. Gene Ontology annotation, cellular component: membrane; cytoplasm. The record is from RefSeq and is a predicted model, not a curated record. Gene Ontology annotation, biological process: protein folding in endoplasmic reticulum. NCBI's taxonomy places the organism in Eukaryota, Metazoa, Arthropoda, Insecta, Coleoptera, Scarabaeidae.